UGUCGCUUCGGUUGCAAAUGGCAGACGUGCAACGUAUACUGUAGUGACCAUAUCCUCGUUGAAUUUCCACUCGAUCAAACAUUAAUUUCGUGAGAUAACGGGAGUCGAGGGAAUUGGGAGGGUCUUGAAAUUAUUCUACGUGUUAUUGGGGAACAAUUGUUCUUGGGGAAUUGAUUGAACGAAAUUUAUCUGGGGGUAAUAUUCCGGGGUAAUUGCUCGACAAUGGCGAAACUCAUCGAUAUUUGGCGUACGGACCAGCCGGUCAAUCUCAAGAAACGACAAAUGCCGCUGAUUGUUGAUCAUCAGUUGACGAUGAUCAUGGACUUGAGCAGUCUUGGUUACAUCUGCGAAAGUCCCCUGGUGCGUGGUAAGCACCUGGACGAAUUCACCCGUAAACUGAAUAUCCUCACGAAGGAUGAGAUCAAGGGAUCCUUCGAGGUGUCCCACAAGGACAUGCUGGACAUUCUAAGGCAGGCGGUGCCCUGCGUCGGAUGUCGGCGAAGUGUGGAGCGGCUUUUCUACGACGUCAUGACCUCCGGUCAUCAAGCGCUAGAUCCACUCAUCGUUACCAAGGACGGCAUGAUUACCCUGAGUGAUGAAGUGCUGGAGUCACCGCGGUUACUAUGUACUAUGCUUCAGGGGCACAGUUCUCGUCUGAACGCCCUCCUGGAGAAACAGCCCCGUAGCAAAAAAUCUCGUCGUUGCGUCUUGCACUCGCUAGAGGUCCAACGUACCCGUCCCCCCUCAGGGGCCUGGCGAGAAGUCUGGGACGUUAUGAAAUCCCCCUGUCGCCAGGAACUAACAGUCGUAGAGAAAGAAACCCUAGAGACAACCCUGGACACAUACCUCAAGAAGCACCGCUUCUGCUCGGAAUGUCGAACAAAGGUCCUCCUAGCGUCGUCCCUCCUCUCGAAGGACCCCGAGACCAUCCGAGACAAGGGUUACGUACCUGCCCUCUACGCAGGGAUAAAGCGCUGCGUCCCAGAGAGUCACGUUCACCUCCCCACGAAUUCUGACUACAUCAGCUCAUUGAUCGGACGCGCCCAGCCAGAAGUCAUGGGUCGCGAGAGACACGCCAAGACCUUGGAGAUCGCCCAGGAGGAGGUCCUCACGUGCCUAGGAAUCUGCGUGGCUGAGAAACUACACAGGGUGCACAGGAGACUCAGAGAGGAGGAGACUGUCUGCAAGGUAUUCGCAGCUGUUGCCAUCGAUGCUCUUUCUCGAAAUUUUCAGAUGGCGGUCGAGGUGAAACAGGGGAUCACCCAGCUGGAGAUACUAUACGAGGAGCUGACGAGGGAGGAGAUCGUCAAGGAGAAGAAGAAGGAGAAGCUGAGGCUGAAGAGGAGAAAGAAGAAGGAGAGGAAGGGAGAGGUCAUCGAGAAGGAGGAGGAUGAACUGGGGAAGAAGGAGAAUAUACCAGAGCCUGAUUGUAAUUGUACAGAAACCUGUAGCCAAAAGAAAAUUCAGCCACAAAUCCCAGAUAACCCACCCCGUACCUGCGUGCCACCGAAGAAGUCGCCGAAGAAACCAAAAGCCUCGAAAUCUAGGAAAAUACCAGAUUCAUGUGCCAAAAAUCCCAAGAAGCUUGAGGUUCACAUAGAGGACGAGAACUGCACGUGUCCAAAGGAUUUGGAGUGCACCGAGGAGCUUCUAAAAUGGAUAAAACUCUCCAAAUUGAGUGAUAACGGGAGCAGAGCGUCUUCGGAGCCCUCUCAAUCCUCCCAGGACUGUGGGUAUUCGUCUGAGCACAAUGCAAGUAGUGUCUCAAUGCCGAGUACUCCUGAGGGCUCAGAGGUCGCCUGCUCCGAGGGCUGUUGUGGUCACGAGGGUGAUUGUCAAGAUAAUUUAGGAAACGAUAAAUUGAAUCAUUCCAUUUCACCUCUAUUAUUAAUUAGGGAACAAAAAUUCACUCCAACAUUAACGCAAAUGCUUCAAGACUCAUUAUCGGAUGAUGAGGGUAAUGAGAGUCUCAUUCCACUCGAGGAAAUUCAAGAAUUCCAUUCACGUGUGUGUCAGGUGCAUGAAAAACGUCUGGAGUUGAGGAAAAAUCUACGCAAACGCUUCGCUAUAUUGUGUAGCCAUUAUAAAUCCAGCAAUGGCAUUCCAAAAUGAUUCAUUUUUUUUCUCAUGCUGAAAGAAAACUUUUUUACAUUUAAUUUCUACCACUUGGGGAUUCAUUAGAGAUGAUGUUGUAUAUUUUGGAUAAUUGUUGGAGACAUUUUUUUUCUUCUUUUUCAUUGAAGGAAUCAUUGAAAUUUAUUUUCUAAUUUCAUUGUAAUUGAGAAUGCGAGAGCUCGAAUAAAAUUUUCUUGAGAAAAUAA
Diachasma alloeum is the source of this 2321-nucleotide messenger RNA. RefSeq names its product gametogenetin-binding protein 2-like. Bases 223 to 2112 code for a protein of 629 amino acids. Lineage: Eukaryota; Metazoa; Arthropoda; Insecta; Hymenoptera; Braconidae. The transcript is spliced from 5 exons. The record is from RefSeq and is a predicted model, not a curated record. Gene Ontology annotation, cellular component: nucleus; cytoplasm.